Molecule: messenger RNA, 528 nt
Organism: Grosmannia clavigera kw1407
Lineage: Eukaryota; Fungi; Ascomycota; Sordariomycetes; Ophiostomatales; Ophiostomataceae
Exons: 2
Coding region: 1-528 (175 amino acids)
Source: RefSeq, a predicted model, not a curated record
AUGGACAAGCCUAGCGGGAGCUCGGCCACAAGAUCAUCGCUCACUCUGGGCAAACUAGCGUACUGUGACAUGGGCAUCACUGACGGGCUGAACAGUGGAUUUCGAACAUGCUGGACGGCUGCUGGCAGCAUACGAGCUCGACGUGCUCGUGCGAGCACGGACAGCAUACUAUGUACAGACGACGUCGUGGACUCCGUCCGCCUGGCCGUGCUCCGUCCAGGCUGCGAGCGCGUCCCUGUCGGUCUGGAAGAGAAACGAAAUACGGAAGAUUGUGGCCAGACUGCUUUUAGCGGGCGUGAGAAGAUAGGGGACCAUGAGUGGCCCGUCAUUGCAUUGCGUGGUGCGUGUGGAGGAAAGGUCAGGCGAUUGCGCACAGGCGUGCCACUGGCCGAACCCAGAGCGUCUGCCAAGAACCAAGAAGAGAGGCACAGGAGUAUGGAGUACGAGUGGCAUACGCCCAACGCUGGACAGACAGCAGGAAUACGGAAGACAGUACGGGUGGAAAGGUGGGAGAAGCGGUCCUCGUAA